This is a messenger RNA of Caenorhabditis briggsae, 1332 nucleotides long. The transcript is spliced from 8 exons. Lineage: Eukaryota; Metazoa; Nematoda; Chromadorea; Rhabditida; Rhabditidae. Gene Ontology annotation, cellular component: membrane. The record is from RefSeq and is a predicted model, not a curated record. Bases 1 to 1332 code for a protein of 443 amino acids. Gene Ontology annotation, molecular function: glycosyltransferase activity.
AUGAGUGAUUGUUUUGAAAAUGUGAUUGUUCUGGAAAAUGAAUACAUUUUGGAUAGUGGAGGUCAUGGACAAGAUCCUGCGCAUUUCGAUUGCCUUCAAACUAUUCUGGAUAGAAAAUGGGAUCAUGCCAUUAUUCUGCAGAACUUUGAUUUGGUCAUCAAAACUCCUUAUCAACUUUCGGACCUCAGUGAGCUUCUCAACUACACCAAUAUUAUGGGAUUUGAAUUUGGAUUGAGCUCUAGAUACAACACAAAAGCAGAUUGGACACCAGCUGGAAUGAAACUUUUCAAAAAUGAAACCGGUGUUCCUGAUAAGAUUCUUCAUACAAGGAUGAGAGUUCGGAAGAGCAUGAACCAAGUAAUCAUUUCCAAAGUAUUCGUGAAAUCGAUUUUCGAGAAACUCAAUAUGCACAAAAUCAUUAAAUUGUUCGAUGAUAACGACAACUACGGAGUUGAUGAGAUGCUCGUUCAGACACUUUAUGAAAAUUAUUUGGGAUUGGAUGGCCAAAUGGAAUCUAACUGUACACAGAAUCAUAAUGAUAUUCUCACAAGACUGACACAUUGGGACUUCACCGGACCAAAUGGAUUUGAUAAGGAGUGUCAUUCAAAAUGGAAAAGACAUGGAGUCUGUAUACUGGGUGUAGAGUAUCUGAACGAGCUAUUUAAAAGUCAGAUGGUAACAGCAAACAAGAUGUUGACAACUUUUGAUUUCGGAACAAUUGCUUGUAUGCGGGAGAUGAUAAAAAUGAAUGUUACUGGUGAAACACUCGAUACCGUCUGGUUGACUUCAUUUCCUCAGUUCCGAGAAAUGCAAAUGAAGACAAAUGGAACGUACGAUAGAAACACAUUUGACUCACCUCAUGCUACUCAAUGGCAGUGGAAUCAGUUCGGGCUUAUUGCUCGCAGGAUCGAACUCAGUCAUCAAUAUUACCUCAACAAAGCCUACUCUGAUAUGGUCGAACUUGUCAACGCACCAGAGACGUCAUCGAGUCAAAAAAGAGUGAACGAGGAUCCAGAGUGCCCCCCGAAAAAGAGACUUCGCCAGGAAAAGGACAACAACGAGGUUUAUUCCAAGAAAGCCGACAAGAAAGUUAGCAACGAAGACUACAUCUUCAAGCUUCAAGAAACCAUCUAUCAAAUGUCUCUGGCUCAGCAAAAACUUGGCCGCGAGUUGAAUAUUUGUCAGAACACUAACGUGGAGAUCAACAACGAGUUGGACAUUAUCCAGAAGCAGCUCAUAGCCGAGAUGGAGGAUCGAAUGGAGGCAAAAGAAGGAUCUCUCGAGGCAGCGAUUAUCGAGCUUGGGGUACAGCUGGACAAGUUGAACUCUUGA